UUCGGCACUUCUCUUCUCUUUGUUCGCCCCCACGGCGCAAAUCGCCCGCCCCUCGAGUCUCUCCUCAACUCUUACCCCGACAUCCGCGUGGUUCCAUCGGUCUAUGCCAGCGACGCUGUCCGCGGCCUCGCCUCCCGCCCAUCCCUCGUUGCCGCGCUAGCGGCCAUGUACUCGAGGCGCGGCGCUGUCCGAUGCGCCCAUCGGCUGCUCGACCAAAUGCCCGACCGAGACCCCGUCUCCUGGAACAUGGCUAUAUCCGCCUGGUUCCGCGCCGGCAACUCCCGCGCGGCUCGGCAGCUCUUCGACCGUAUGCCGUGGCCUAACGACGUCACCUGGUCCGCCAUGAUCGCCGGGUACUCCCAGAGCGGCCGCGCUCGCGAUUCCUUGCUUAUGUUCAGGAAAAUGAGGAGAGAGGCGGCGUGCACUUUGACUAGUUGUAAUGUUGUUGCCGGCGUUCUCUCUGCCUGCACGCAGUCCGGUGAACUUAGCUUCGGAGCUCAGGUCCAUGGUUUUGCGGUCAAGAUCAGCAGGUACACUGAAGCCGAUGCCUUCGUCGGUGGAGCUUUGGUCGACAUGUAUGGCAGGUGCGGCUGCAUUGGACUUGCUAGGCUUGCAUUUGACUGCAUGGCUGAGAGAACCGUGGUGGCUUGGUCUUCGCUUAUCGCAAACUAUGUGCGUAAAGGUGAUGUUUUGGUGGCUAUAGACGUCUUGAGGGAAAUGAUUCAGGGUGGCACGGAGCCGAACAAUGUAACGUUAACCACCUUGAUCUCUGCAUGCUCCCACAUACCUUUUCUCUCCUACGGACGGGAAUUGCAUGCUGCUGUAGUCAGAAGGAGCUCAAGGAAACCAGACGUGUUUGUGUCAACUGCAUUGAUCGGCAUGUAUUCCAAGUGGGGAUCCCUGUCCUGUGCUCAGAAUGUGUUUCAUAUGGUUGGAAGUCAUUUGGGUUUUUGGCCGACGGCAAUAUGGAACGCGUUGAUCACAGGAUAUGUGGCAAAUGGUAGUCUGGAUGGUGCCUUGAAUACAUUCCAGUACAUGUGCCGGUCAUCUAAUGCAGGAUCACAGUUGAACUCUGUGACCAUGGCUAUUGUUCUUCCUAUCUGCAGUAGAUUGGUGUUGAUACUUCAUGGGGAAGAACUCCAUUGUUAUGCCAUAAAACAUGGUUUGGAAAAAGAGAUUGUUGUAGGAAAUGGGCUUUUGCACUUUUAUAGCAAGUGCGGAAACAUUGCUCUCGCAAGGAAACAGUUUGACAUGAUGACAGAGAAGAACACGAUCUCCUGGACUACGCUGAUCGAUGGCUAUGGAAUGCAAGGUGAUGGACGCAGUGCAAUCAAAGUUUUUGAAAAUAUGGUGAGAGAUGCAACUGUGAAGCCAGACAAUAUCACUUUUGUAGCACUUGUCUCUGCAUGUAGUCAUUCUGGUCUGGUGGAGGAAGGCCUUAGAUACUUUGAAGUGAUGACUCGAGAGUAUGGCAUCAUCCCUACAGAAGAAAAUUAUGGAUGCCUGGUAGAUCUUCUAGCUCGAUCUGGAAACAUAGAUGAAGCUAAAAAAUUUAUCAAGAAACUUCCGGUAGAGCCUACUGAAAAUAUUUGGGGUGCCCUACUUGGUGCUUGCAGAAUUCACCAGAAUCUUGAUGUGGCAGAACUUGCAAUGCAGCAUCUACGCCAUCUUGAGCAACGGGGAAGUGGUUUUCAAGCACUGUUAUCUAACCUAUAUGCUGAGAUGGAUAGAAGAGAUGGUUCUGUCAAGAUGCAGCAGGAGAUGGUUGAAAUUGGCGUGCCAAAGAGGAAAGGUUAUAGUUGGUUGGAGAGUAAGAAGGACUCAGCCGCAAUAUGUUGAAUCAAUCCAGUAUCAAUGGCAUGGGGAAGGGAGAAUGUUUUUGCAGUAUGAGAUACCAAAUGAUCCUAUUGGCACUGGGACAUAAAAACAUAAUCUUGAAAAUGUUUGGUUCGGAACAUGUUCCUCUGUGUUACUUCUUGCGCUAUAGGUCGGUUGAAGAAACACAAUGCAACUGGGGAGCUGCAAUCGAGGCUAUCAGUGAAAGAGGAAAGGAAAGACUGACAGGCAAAUGGGGCCGUUUAUUUUGAAGAAUUGACGAAGGCAUUUAAUUUAGAAACUGGAUGCAGGAACAUUCAUGCAUUUGAGAUGAUGGAGCCGAUGUCGAUCCCGACGUGAGCCACGGGCAGAGUUCAUGCAUUCCAAUGGGUGCUGUGCCAUCAGUGGUUGAAUUAGGAGCAGGGUGUGGCUGAGAUGCUGUGGCAGCAGCCUGAUGAAUUGUGAUUGAUAUCUUAAGGAAACAUCGACAGGAAUAAGGAAAGGCCAUGACUUUGUGGCAACAAGAAAUAAGCAUUCAUGGUGAAGAAGUCAGUGGCAGGCCAUAAUCCCACAAUUCAUCCCCUUAGGGUUCUAUUUCUGGCUGACUGGAAAAGCAGAUAGAUGGAAGGACAGAGACUUUGCUAAGGGGCAGAGAGAGAGAUUUUCUGUGCACAAUCAAGACAGAGACAUUGCUAAGAACUUCUAUUACAGAAUCCUCUGAUUGAUCAAAAGAGAAGCUACACACAAACACUGUUCUAUUGAACAGUUGCUUAGAACUGGGGCAAUUCAGACAAGAAGACAUGGCUGAAUUAGUUGUGCAAUCAUCAACUGGCCAAGGCUUUCCGAUAAAUAUGCAUUGGAUUUACACCUCUUUCUUUAGAUCUAGCUGUGCUGAUCUAUAAGCCUAUUAAAAGGGAUGGACAACAACAAUGAGACUUCGGUACUGUGUCUGAGAGGAUUUAUUGUAGUCGUAGGCAAAAGACCAAAGGUUAUACAUUACAGUUGCUUUCCUUGUGCC
Musa acuminata AAA Group (dessert banana) is the source of this 2833-nucleotide messenger RNA. Its product is annotated as pentatricopeptide repeat-containing protein At2g13600-like. Gene Ontology annotation, molecular function: protein binding; RNA binding. The annotation marks the transcript as partial. NCBI's taxonomy places the organism in Eukaryota, Viridiplantae, Streptophyta, Magnoliopsida, Zingiberales, Musaceae. The transcript is spliced from 3 exons. The record is from RefSeq and is a predicted model, not a curated record. Gene Ontology annotation, biological process: RNA modification. Gene Ontology annotation, cellular component: intracellular membrane-bounded organelle.